Caenorhabditis auriculariae is the source of this 234-nucleotide messenger RNA. The record is from the annotation of a GenBank genome assembly. Lineage: Eukaryota; Metazoa; Nematoda; Chromadorea; Rhabditida; Rhabditidae.
AUGGACGGGCCUAGAGACCCGACCACAAGUGCUGAAGAUGAAGAGACGCAGAGACCCUUCCGACACACGACCGCCAAGCCAACAUAUCUAUACUCUGGUCUCUCAUCUCUCUCUCUUCGGGUUUUCGACUCGUCGUCUGCGUCUCCCCGACUCUCUGCUCCUCCUUCCCGAUUGACUGGACCGAGACGCGAGGAACUCAAUUUCGCGCCGAGCCUCCUUUCCCGAAUUUAUUAA